AUGGUUGCUGGGAGGAAUGAUGAUGCCAUUGUUGAUGCAUUAAGGAUGUUGGCUGGAUCUCUUGGUCAAGUUCCUCAAGCGAAUGCUGGAAAUCGGAAUGGUGAUGAUGAUGAAGAGUGCAAUUUGGUACUCACAUGCUGGAAAAGGAAGUUGAGGAUUGGUGGAGCAAUAUGGCUCAAAGGGUUUAAUGAGGAAGGUAUUCAGGUUACUUGGGAUCGUUUUCUAGAUGCAUUUUUGGAAAACUAUUUUCCGGAAGAUUGUCGUGGAAAGAAAGAGGUGGAAUUUCUUGAAUUGAAGCAAGGGAAUGGUACCGUAGCGGAGCAUGAUAUCAAGAAGGCGAUUGGAUAUCAACAAAUUACUCGAUUUGCGGAGUUGGUUAAUAAGAGUCGAAUUCAUGAUGAGGAUAGUAGGGAGAGUGCUUCUCACUACAAGGCUAUAAAUGAGAAGAAAGGUCAAUAUCGUGGAAAAGCGUAUGAUAAUAAGAAGAAAGUUGGUUUUGGCGGAAAGCCAAGUGGGGGAGGAUCUAGUGCUCCGAUCAAGUGUUUCAAAUGUUGUGUUGAGGGUCAUCGUGUUGUUGAUUGUCCCAAAGUUGAAGCGACAUGUUUCAAGAUGUCUACUUCUGAGUUGAAGGAGUUGAAGAGCCAACUUGAGGAUUUGUUGGAGAAGAAGUUUAUUCUUCCUAAUGUAUCGCCGUAG
Molecule: messenger RNA, 696 nt
Organism: Vicia villosa (hairy vetch)
Lineage: Eukaryota; Viridiplantae; Streptophyta; Magnoliopsida; Fabales; Fabaceae
Exons: 4
Coding region: 1-696 (231 amino acids)
Molecular function (GO): nucleic acid binding; zinc ion binding
Source: RefSeq, a predicted model, not a curated record